AUGCCUCGAGAAUCCGGAUCAGUACAACAGGAUGUGGCGACUUUUAAGCAUCUCUUCGCCUUCAUGCAGUGGCGACAUGGGGGGUUUCUCGCUCUCGCCAUUGUAGCAGCCUGCGCCUGCGCUGCAAUCCGAACGGUUUACGCGAUUGCCUUGGGCCAGGUCUUCCAGAUCAUCACAGACUACGGUAGCGGUAUUGCGAGUCCGCCAGAUACACUCUCUCAGAUAUCCAAGUGGUGCAGCAUCAUCUGCUAUCUUGGAGUGGGAGCGCUGAUUGCCAAUUCCAUUCUCAUGACGACCUGGGUAAUCUUUGGCGAGCUUCAAGCUAGAAGUGCCAGGGAGGCAACAUUUCACGAUCUUCUGUACCAAAAAGUGAGCUGGUACGACGGACAACCCGAGGGGACGCCCGGCAUGCUUGUGAGGAUCGAAUCACAAGUUCGAGAGCUACAGAUGGCAACAUCUCAAGUAUUCGGCUUUUUGGUGGUCGACGUCAUCGCCUCCAUCGCAUCUCUGGUCGUCGCAUUUGUUCUCUCCUGGCAACUGGCUCUGGUUUUGAUCUCGACCGUCCCUUUGUCCAUCGUCGUAUUCUACCUUGCAAACCGAGGGCUUGGAUUGGCCAUCAAUAAUCAAAAACAGCAUCUCACCCAGGCAUCGAAGCAUGCCAAUGCCUCAGUCACCGGCAUUGAUCUAGUCAAGAUAUACGACGGCUUCAACCAGGAGGUGUGGCAGUACCACAAUACGAUAAAGGCCGCGGAGAAGCAGUAUCUGAUACAGUCUCGAUGUAAUGCUGUUCAGAUUUCUUACAUGCAGUGUUGGAUCUCGGCCCUGUUCGUUGCUGGGUUCUGGUUUGGUCUUUGGCUCGUUACAAGGGGGGCGAACGCAGCGCAAAUUCUCACUACGUUCUACGCAAUUUUGACGGCCUUGCAGGGACUCUCCAAUGCGAUCCCACAAUGGCUGGUUCUCGUCAGAGGCAUGAGUGCCGGCCAGUGUCUGAAGAUGAGCAGUAAUCCUGGAGGCAAAAGACCGUCGGAAGAGAGGCUCGGUUUUGCCCCCAGACGAUGCAUGGGUGACGUGAGCUUCGCCUACCCGUCGAACCCAGCGGAGACUAUUCUCAGGAAUACUUCAUUACACUUUGCUCCCGGUCGGACCAGUUUCAUUGUUGGGAAAACGGGUUCAGGAAAGAGCACCAUCGGCAGCUUGCUAGUGAACUUCUAUGACCCUUCAUGCGGGGAAAUACUCAUCGAUGGCCGCCCCAUUGAGGCAGUGAAGAAAAGUUGGCUCCGACAGAACGUGACUCUACUUCAGCAGUCCAGUAUCGUCCUCAAAGGCACGUUUUUCGAAAAUGUUGCCAUCGGCCAUUCAAUUCCAGACCAUGUCUCGAUGGAGGAGGUGAGAAGAGCCUGCGACAUGGCUCUUCUUCAAUCAACAGUGGCGGCUUUGCCCAACGGAAUGGAGACUUGGAUUGACUCCUUUGGAAGCAGUCUCAGCGGCGGACAAAUACAGCGCCUUGCCCUGGCUCGAGCCAGACUGAGGGAUACCCCAGUUCUCAUUCUUGACGAAGCCACGAGUGGACUGGAUCAGACUAGCAAGCAUCUGAUCAUGGAGGCCGUUCGAACAUGGCGCAAGGACAAGACGACAAUAGUCAUUACCCACGAUCUAUCGCAGAUUGGAGAAGACGAAUAUGUCUACGUUCUGGACAAAGGCUGUAUCGUGCAGGAAGGCACCUGCAAAACGCUGUCAAGAGAGUUUGGCAGCGUGUUCGCGCAGAUGUAUUCGAAUUCGAACGACGGACCGCACAAAGAAACGAAUCACAUACGCAACGACACUUCGAAUAGCGGACUUGACUUCAAAAGGAACGAAUUUGGAGGUAACAGCAAUUCUUACGGUUUGGGUCAGAUGAGCUCAGGAAGCCCUUCUCUUUGGCGCACCUCGAUCGAGGCCAGCUCGGCAUACACACACCGCUGGGGAUUGAAUGCUGCUCGUCGAAGAUCCUAUGCCGCGUUUAGUCAAUCAGCGUUCCCCCGAGAAAGUGUCUACGAAUCGUCAGAAUGGGAGACAAUCAGGGGUUCAUUUUUUGAGCAAGAGUCCCCAGCACUCCAUGAUGAUUCGACUAUGGGAGCUGUUCCGAGUGCAGGUCACGCCAUACAGCUCUCAAGAGGUACCUCGACCUCUACGCGACGUCAUUGGAAUGAUUCCGAAGCCGCCACUUCUAACGAGCCCGAGCAAACCAGUUCCAAGAUAGAAGUGAAAGUCACCAGAAGCGACAACGAGGGAACUGAGGCGAAGUCCUUGGGCAGCAUCUGCCAGACCGUGUGGCCGAAGUUGUCCAGUAAAGACCGACUCCGGCUGAUCGUGGGUCUGGUGUCAUGCGUUGUUGCUGCCGCGUGCAAUCCGGCAUUCUCUUACUGUUUUGCUCGGCUACUGGCCACAUUCUGGGACACGAAAGACCAACUAGGUGCAAGCAAAGUCUGGGCGAUCUACAUGAUCAUCAUUGCCAUCGUCAGUGGAGUCUCAAUGUACCUCGAGCGGUAUUUCAUGGAAGCUGUAGGCCAAGCUUGGAUCAACUCCCUCCGCCUCGAGGCCAUGAAACGCAUUCUUCGGCAGUCGAGAUCGUGGUUUGACCGGCCUGAGAACUCAGCAAGUCGCAUUAGUGGGUGCUUCGACCACGACGCAGAAGAGAUGAGAAACCUGGUCGCCCGUUUCGCCCCCAUCGUUCUGAUGGUAGCCGUCAUGGUCACAAUCUCAACCGCUUGGUCUCUUACGAUAUCCUGGAAGUUGACUUUGGUCGCGACCUCUGUGGCACCUGUCAUUCUCGCUACAAUCAAGGUUUUGUCCUACACCAGCACCAAGUGGGCCUCGACCUGCGACGAAGCAGCGACAAAGACUGCUUCGUUCGUUCGAGAAUGCAUCGCCAACAUUCGGUUCACCAGGGCUUUCACUCUGGACGAGUACUUUAGGAAACGGCAUGAGAAGUCGGUCAAAUCGACUUACAAGCUCGGGUGGGAAAGGGGAUGGAGAUUAGGACCACUUUUCGGCCUGAAUCAGUCGACCAACUACUUCAUCAUCGCGCUCGUCUUCUGGUACGGUAACUAUCUUUCUGUUGACCAAGCCGAAAUGUCGCCUGCCAACCUCCAGCAAGUUGUCAACUUACUCCUUUUCUGUGUCGGCCAGGCAGGAUCAAUGGUCAAUCUGAUACCGCAAGUCUCGGCUUCGCAAGCAGCCGCAAGUCGCAUGUUACGUCUAGCAACUACUUCAACCGACAUCUCGACUCAAGCUCCCAGCUCUCGACUACUCAACUCGCUUUUCCCAAUCAAGAUGAGCAACCUCGACUUCGCGUACCCGUCACGCCCGGAACAACAAUCGGAGCUUCGGGAUGCGGCAAAAGCACGAUACUUUCUCUCUUGCUGGGAUUGUAUGGACCCUCCCCACGACUUCCGACGACCAGUACCAGCUCUUCCAGUUUUACUUGCGCAGGAGUCCCAGUCGACCGACAAUCAGCUUUACAAGCAUCUCAGGUUCUCCACGAUGGAUGAGAUCCAGAACAAGAAUGGUGGCGAUAGCAAUGACCACGGCCGUGGUGAUGGCGCUGACACUGCCACUGACGGCGGACACAUCGUCUUCGUCACCGAGACGCCCAAACUCAACGAGGCUAAGCCGUCCAAGAUCAAGUCUGUCGAUUGGCACAGCGGCGGAGGCAUUGUAACUCGCAUCGGAGAGGGCACCACCAUACGCACAAUUGUCAAGACCACAUCGGUCUCUGAGAGUAUUCGGACGUACUCGGAUACUCCCCAGACGACGACGACCAUGAAGACGCAGACGGGGAUCACUGAGGGAGUCACCACUUGGUUUACCGACAUGCCGACGGCCACUCGUAGCGUAGGUUCCACCAACCUGCCUUGGACCACAACUACCAUCCCCACGACCACCGGGGGCUCAGCACCUGACGGCGAUGACAAGCCAGAACACGAGCUGACCCCAAUCAUUGGCGGCUCUGUUGGUGGAUUUUUGCUCUUCAUGUUUCUCGUUGGCGGACUCACUGGCUUAUACAAGCUCAAAAGGACGAAGAAUCAAGUCGUCGUCGUCGACUUCGAUGCCACGGCCGGCGCUGGCAGCCACUCUGCGCCUCAGCACGCGCAUGAGAGUUAUAAUAUUGGCCAGCGUCCACAGACAGCCAUGACUAUUGGAGCCAAUGCCGGUGAGUCUCAGGCCGGUCCGUCUCAGGCCGGUCCGUCUCAGGCCGGCGCUUCUCAGGCCGGCGACCGCGAACAGCAUCUCCACCAUUCGCACCAGCCCAUGAUCGCAGAGCUGCCUGCGGAUACCAGCUACUGCCGGAAGCUGCGCGAGUCUCACAAUGAGUCUGUUUAG
This is a messenger RNA of Colletotrichum karsti, 4362 nucleotides long. RefSeq names its product ABC a-pheromone efflux pump. NCBI's taxonomy places the organism in Eukaryota, Fungi, Ascomycota, Sordariomycetes, Glomerellales, Glomerellaceae. Gene Ontology annotation, biological process: transmembrane transport. Gene Ontology annotation, cellular component: membrane. The transcript has 6 exons. The coding region runs from base 1 to 4362 and encodes 1453 amino acids. Gene Ontology annotation, molecular function: ATP hydrolysis activity; ABC-type transporter activity; ATP binding. The record is from RefSeq and is a predicted model, not a curated record.